Alternaria novae-zelandiae is the source of this 1422-nucleotide messenger RNA. RefSeq lists its product as uncharacterized. The record is from RefSeq and is a predicted model, not a curated record. Gene Ontology annotation, cellular component: fungal-type vacuole membrane. Gene Ontology annotation, biological process: transmembrane transport. Gene Ontology annotation, molecular function: transmembrane transporter activity. NCBI's taxonomy places the organism in Eukaryota, Fungi, Ascomycota, Dothideomycetes, Pleosporales, Pleosporaceae. Bases 1 to 1422 code for a protein of 473 amino acids. The transcript is spliced from 4 exons.
AUGUCGCAGUCAGAUGUUGAAGAGAAACAUGUCGUUAGAGACAAAGCAGUCUCGCAAGAAGACAUGAGCCGCCCGUCGUCUUCGAUCCACGAUGACAUCCAUCAACAAGAGGAAACAGCAAGCAACCACGAGGUAGCAGGAGACAAAGAAGCGCAAAUAGACGCAAGAUCGACAUUGACUGCCGAAUCCGCUAUUCCUCCACCUCCAGAUGGCGGACUCCAUGCCUGGCUGAAGGUGUUUGGAGGAUUCAUGAUAUACAUCAAUAUCUGGGGCUUCACCCUAACCUACGGCGCCUUCCAAACCUACUACCGCACUACGCUCCUCACCUCGUCUACCCCCAGCGCUAUAUCCUGGAUCGGAACCGUACAAGCUUGGCUGCUCAUCGUCAUCGGCACGCUAUCCGGACCCUUAUUCGAUCUCGGCUAUUUCCGCAGCAUGCUGCUCGUUGGAAACUUUCUGGUCGUGCUAGGCAUCAUGAUGCUCAGUCUGAGUACACAGUACUGGCAGGUAUUCCUCAGCCAGGGUGUGUGUAUGGGCUUGGGGGCUGGAUUGCUAUACAUACCUAGUUUAGCCAUGGUGGGAGUGUGGUUCAGCAAGAAGAGAGCGUUAGCUAUGGGUAUUGUCAUGAGUGGUAUUGCUGUUGGAGGCGUAAUCUACAUAAUCAUGUUCGACCGCCUUACCAAGACCGCUGGUUUCCCGUGGGCUAUCCGCGCUAUAGGUUUCGUCGCUUUAGCCGCUGCUCUCCUUUCCAUUCCCGCUCUGCUCUCUGGCUCCGCGUGGUUGAAGCAUAAGCGAAAGCGUCGUGCGCUGUUCGACAAGUCAGCGCUCCAUGAUCGUCUCUUCCUCGUCUUCACAGCGUGCUCUUUCAGCACUUUCCUCGGCUACAUUGUGCCUUACUUCUAUAUCCCGACGUAUGCGCGCGAACGUCUUGGCAGCUCGGAGAGCACGGCGCUGUACAUGCUUGUGUUGGCUAUAGCGGGCAGUUUCUUCGGGAGACUGGUCAGUGGCGUCGCAGCGCAUUGGGUUGGGGCUAUCGUCACAUGGGGACUUUGUGCGUUUGCGAGUGGGUUGUUGGCACUGGUUUGGAUUAGUAUAGAGACUGAGAAGAGCUUUAUUGCUUUCAGUAUACUGUGGGGUUUCUUCUCUGCGGCUCUAGUCACUGUACCAUCUGCGGCUUUCGCAAACAUCACACCCGAUCUUUCGCGGUUGGGGACCAGGCUAGGCAUGAGUUGGAGUGUGUCUAGUAUUGCUACGCUUAUCGGUGCGCCGAUUGCCGGGGCUCUACUCAAGAAGACGGACGGGCGCACCAAUUUCAUUGGGGUGCAGGUUUGGAGUGGCGCUUGUUUGAUGGUGGGGACGGGUUGGUUGGUGGUGCUUUGGGUUGUUACUGUGAAGUCGCAGAAGAAGGGUUGGAGAGUUUAG